AUCAGAUUUUAUCAAUCCAUUUCUCACCAAGCAUCUGCUCUGCAAAGAACGUUUCUGCUAUGUUUGUGUUUGGAGAUUCUCUGGUGGGGGUAGGGAACAACUUCUACAUUAACACAAUUGCAAAGCCAACGUGUCCAAAUGGUAUUGACUUUGUGAAAGGAUGUCCAUCCGGACGGUACACUAAUGCUAGAACAGUUGUUGACAUUUUUUUCUUUUGAAAGUUAACAGUUGUUGACAUUAUAGGCAAGUUUUUUGCUACUCAUUUCUAAAUUAAGGCCAGAUUAUCACUACUAGACGAAUAUAUCAGAAUAACUUAAGAUAUUGAUACUUGAAGGGUGUCAACUAUGCUUUUUCUGGAUCAAGAAGUUUUAACUCUACCGGAUCAAAAUACGGAAGGACAAAGGAACCAGGGAUAGGUGAAGAUUUCAUACGAACUUGAUGAAUGGAAACAUCUGCAUUACUAUUUUGUAGGGUGCUCAUAUUUGCAUGGAUGCACAAAUCAAUAACUUCGCAAAGACAAGGCAAGACAUCAUCUCAAGAAUCGGUGCAGCAGCAGCUCGAAAACUGCUUAGACAAGCACUCUACAUUAUUGUAAAAGGCGCAAAUGUAGUCUUCGAUAAGGCGGCUUCCUCAUCUCAUGAUGAUGAUAGUAUUUAUUUCGAUGAUAUGAUUUCCAAAUUCAGAUCCCAACUCACAUCUCUUUAUAAUUUGGAUGCCAGAGAGAUUGCAGUGACUAAUUCCCGUCCCGUUGGGUGCACCCCUAAUCAGAGGGAUAGAUUUUCUACAGACGAUUGUGUUGUUGCACGUGUAAAUCAACUAUCCAAGUUAUACAACACUAGGCUGAAGAACUUGCUCACAACGCUUACAACAAGUCUUGCAGGGUCAACAUUUGUUUACCAAGAUACUUACGCGGCACUAGAAGAUAUCUUACAAAAUUAUAAAUCAUAUGGAUUCGAGAAUGCAGAUUCUGCUUGUUGUCGAGUGCUUGGGAAGCAUGGUGGUUGAAUGCCUUCUGUGAUCUUAUCACGAGUUUGUCCAAACGGAACCAAGUAUGUAUUUUGGGAUCCAUACCAUCUAACAGAACCUGCUAACUUGAUUGCAGCAAAGCACGUAUUUGAUGGAGACAUCAAUAUGUUUCACCCAUGAACAUCCGGCAGCUUGCUAAUUCUUAAGCUACCCAUUGAAAUCAAUGCACGGAAUAAAAUGUGCAGAAAAAUUUGGUUGGCAUCCAUGAAUUGUUAAAUAAUAAAAGUACUAGUAUCAUUUUUUGGUAACAAUGAAGAAAUCCCUCUAUACAUAAGUAACAUUUCAAUUCAUAAUACGUUUGAAUCAA
Messenger RNA from Theobroma cacao (cacao), 1333 nucleotides. The record is from RefSeq and is a predicted model, not a curated record. Lineage: Eukaryota; Viridiplantae; Streptophyta; Magnoliopsida; Malvales; Malvaceae.